Phacochoerus africanus (Common warthog) is the source of this 2824-nucleotide messenger RNA. It is a transcript of the gene DTWD1, whose product is annotated as DTW domain containing 1. Bases 302 to 1207 code for a protein of 301 amino acids. The transcript is spliced from 6 exons. Gene Ontology annotation, molecular function: tRNA-uridine aminocarboxypropyltransferase activity. NCBI's taxonomy places the organism in Eukaryota, Metazoa, Chordata, Mammalia, Artiodactyla, Suidae. The record is from RefSeq and is a predicted model, not a curated record. Gene Ontology annotation, cellular component: nucleus. Gene Ontology annotation, biological process: tRNA modification.
GGUGUUGCCCGGAAAGCGCUCCGCCGAUCCCAGUUGCUACCGGGGCCGGGUGCGCGCCUCCGGCUCGGGCUGAGCGGAAGACGCGUGGAGCUGUGCGGCGACUCGCGGGGUGUGCAGAAUGGUUUUCAUUUAGUUAACAAGUAUUUGUUGAAUUCCAUGCUGCAUAAGACACAGGGAUAAGGAAGAUCUGUCAAGAAUUGUGCUCUUGGAGAGUUGACUGCUAGGAGGGAUAGCUUCACUGAAAAGUGCAUCUAUGAUGUGUGUUUUUGAAAUAGAAGUUAAACUUUGAUUUGAAUGAAAAAUGUCCCUGAAUACACAUAUAUUUCUCAAAGAAAGGGAAGAAGAGAAUUCAAAAUUUGUGGAAAUACAACAGUCACAAACUACUUCCAUAGCUGCAGAAGAUCCUCUUCAAAACUUAUGCUUAGCGUCUCAAGAAGUUCUUCAAAAAGCUCAGCAAAAUGGAAGAUCAAAAUGUCUCAAGUGUGGUGGUUCAAGAAUGUUUUACUGCUAUACCUGUUAUGUCCCAGUUGAGAAUGUACCUACUGAACAGAUACCACAUGUAAAGCUUCCAUUGAAGAUUGACAUCAUUAAGCAUCCGAAUGAAACAGAUGGCAAAAGCACUGCUGUACAUGCAAAACUCUUAGCACCUGAAUUUGUAAAUAUUUAUACAUAUCCUUGUAUUCCAGAAUAUGAAGAAAAGGACCAUGAAGUUGCACUUGUUUUUCCUGGACCUAGGUCUGUCUCAGUAAAAGAUAUUUCUUUUCAUCUGCAAAAACGGAUUGAAAAUGGUGUUAGAAGCCGAAAUGAUGACCUUGACAAGCCAUCCAUUAAACGCAAGAAAACUGAAGAACAGGAUUUGAAUGAUAACAUGUGCAAAGAGACACCACUAAAAAAAAUUGUAUUUAUAGACAGUACCUGGAACCAAACAAACAAAAUAUUCUCUGAUGAGAGACUUCAAGGAUUGCUACAAGUUGAGUUGAAAACAAGAAAAACUUGCUUUUGGCGCCAUCAGAAAGGAAAGCCAGAUACCUUCCUUUCCACAAUUGAAGCCAUUUACUACUUUCUGGUAGACUAUCAUACUGAUGUAUUAAAAGAGAAAUACAAAGGACAAUACGAUAAUCUUUUAUUUUUCUACUCUUUUAUGCACCAGUUGAUAAAGAAUGCCAAAAGCCCUGGAGACAAGGAAACAAGAAAAAUUACCCAUUAGUUUUUAAUGUCACUUAUGUCAUUUUAUUUUGCUGCAAUCAAUAAAAUUAUAAUUGUGCUUUGUUUAUUCCUAGGAAAUAUUCAUGUGUAAUAUCUGUAAGACCACUUGAAAAAGUAAGGCUUAAUUAAUUUAAUUCAUAUUUUUAAAAAUGAAGUUAUUUUUAAGGGAAUUUUCAGAGAUGGUGUGGACCAAAAUAUUCAUUACAGAAGUAAAUUUGCUCAAGUUUGGCAUAUCUCAAUUUUAUUAUAUUUUAAUAUAAUAGUUUGUUAUAUUUAUAUCUAUGUAAUUAGAUAUUUGUUUAGUGAUCUUCAUAUCCUUCCCACCUAUACUCACAGAAUCUCCUCAAGUAAUUUGCUUAAGGUUAAUGGCAAACACGGGUAGUACUGGAAUUGUAGCUUUAGUCCCUAGGGCUGUUUCUUUAAAUCCACACUGUCUGUAAUGGACAUUUGUUACUUUUUUCAUUUGCCUGGCAUAUCUUUUAGGGAGAAAUAGCUAGCAACCAUGUCCUGUCACAGGGAUGGACAUAUGACCCAGUUGGCAAGCAAAAUGCCUAGUGAUUGAUUUAGGGAUGAGCACAUGUCUCAGCAUCCUUUUCGAUAAGUGAUAGGGCUGCUGUAGGACAGGGGGUUUAUUUCUCAAAAAGCUGUAUGGUGCAGUGGUUAAAAGCACAGACCCUAGAUUAAAUUAUCUGAAUCUAAAUCUCAGCUUUCCUUUUCCACUUACCAUUUUUCAGUUUCUUCAUUUCCGAAGAGAAGAUUAUACAGUAGCUAUUUUAGAAUUAUGAUAAGGAUUAACUGAGUUAAUGUAUCUAAGGGGCUUUCAACAGCACCUGGCAUAUAGUAAGUGCUAUAAAUGCAUUUACCCUUUUCAUUAUUUUAUGGAAUUGUGAACUAGGCAUGAUGUAUAUAACCCAGGAGCUAUUGGUGACAUCUGUGCUGCAGGUGGCAAGACCUUGCCUUAGAAUGAAACCAGCAAAAGAAAGCAAGAGUGGAGAGAGAAAAAGACUGAGUCCUAAGGACAUCAUUUAAUCAUCUAAUCUAGCUGCUUAUGAAUGGAGCCCUACUGUGCUGAAUAGCUGCUGCUUCCCUUCGAAUCCACCCUUCACUCUUUCCCAUUCUGUUCUCUGCUCUGUGAGGUAGGUCUCCUUGCCCACUGGCUUUUGCUUGGGUUCGGCAAAUGGAAGCACCAGCAGGAAGCUGGAAGUUGAAAAUGAAAUUGUUUAUUUCCCUGGCUCCUUUCCUCUCAGGUCCCCAUGGAUUGGCUGUGUCCUUUACUGAAGGUCAUCCUAUCAGGCAUCCCUUCUCAUCAGUUAUUCCAGUUAAUUUCGUGCCCCCGCUCCUCCCUGUGGUUCUUUUCUCUUUUACCCCUUCUAAUGAUUCCCAGGUGUUACUAGCCCCAGGGUAGGUCAUUACACUUUGUUGGUUUCCCUAAACCGCCUACACCUUUGUAAAUAGUCGUUUUAAUGUAUUUUUUUCAAGUGUCCCAUUUGAAGUUGCCCUCUCUUUGGACACUGACUGAUAAAUUCAUCGAUGUGAAUGCUACAAAUAACAGUACAUUCCACAAAGUGUAUUCAGUGGGACACAUGUUUUUAUGAAAAAAUAAAUUAUUGGUAAAAUU